CAUGUGAUUACAGACACAAACUGGUCUUUUGUUUGAUUUUUCGGCUAACAGGAUAUUAAUUAUUGUUCAAUGUCAUGAGUUACUAAUCAUGACAUUAAUUAGAUUUAUUGACAUUAAUUAUGUUGAAUCUUUAAGUAUUGACUAAUUAUAAUUGUGCUUUAUUGUCAACCCAUUGUUAUCCUGUAAAUCAUAGGUGGUUAAUACUAUAAAGGUCAGCAGACUUGAUUCAGUGAUGGACAAAGGGAAAGCUAUCAAGUUAAUUUACUGCAAAUCCGGUCUCAUUCGGUGACAAUACUUGCUCAUAUUGAUCUGCUGUAAACAUACUCACACUAUCAACAUAAACAAUCACUGUGACAGAGUUAAUCAUUAGUAUUUCACGCUCAGACAUUAAGUGCUUGGUUUUUGGAUGUCUACCUUUUCAUGUGAUAAUUGCAGUGUCUAAUUUAUUGUGAUCAUCUCCAUUACAAAUAAUCAUCUUCAUCAGUUAACCUGCCAAAUUGGUUUUAUAUCUGACUAGUCACCCAGUUUUUAACAAUGGGAUUCACUUCUUGGCAUCCUUUGUGGAGAAUAUUUUUAAUCACUUUUGCCAUCGUAUUAUAUUUAUCUAACCAUUUAACGGGUCUUAAUGGUCUCAUCAAAUUGGUCGGAUUUUUUUUCGCACUCCCACACAUUUCAUGGCAAAUCUCAAAAGUUAUUAGGAACUGGUGUCAAUUAACUUUUGUUUCACCAAUCAAUAAAGCCGUUCUGAUUACAGGAUGUGAUUCUGGCUUUGGUCAGAUGGCAGCCAAAGCUCUAGAUACAUAUGGGUUCCAUGUUUUUGCUGGAUGCCUGCAACCUAAAGGUCUGGGUGCCCAAAAAUUGUACAAGACUACUUCAAAUAGAUUGAGAAUUUUAAGUCUUGAUAUUACCAGAGAAGAUGAUAUAGAUGCUGCAAUCAAAGAAAUUGAAGAAUCUGAUCUUACUCUCUGGGCUGUUAUCAAUAAUGCUGGUAUUGUGGAUUAUGGUGCUAUUGAAUGGGACAAUAAUGCAAACCGUAUCCGCAAAGUGAUGGAUGUUAAUUUAUUUGGAGCUAUAAGAGUUAUCUCUGCUUGUUUACCAUUGAUAAGGCGUUCAAAGGGAAGAAUUGUGAAUGUUUCUAGUGUUUUCGGUCGUUUUACAUUGAAAGGAUUGACUCCAUAUUGUAUGAGCAAACAUGCCUUAAAAUCUUACACUGAUGGCCUUCGACGAGAACUGACGGAUUUCGGAGUCAAAGUUGUUUGUAUCGAGCCUUUAUGCUAUAAAACUGAUAUGACCAAAGAGGAAAGAAUGGAGGAAGAUUUAAAUGCUUGUUGGAAGACUACCAGCGAUGAAGUGAAAUCAUUUUAUAGUGAACAAUACAAAACCGAGCUUCAAGAAUCAUUGGCUAGCCAUUUUAAGUUGGCUCGAUCUGAACUGAAAGAGGUUUCUGAGGCUAUUGAAGAAGCUGUGACUGCCUCUAGCCCACUUGAAUUUUAUCGAUGUACAGGACCAGUUGAUGGAUUGAUAGUUUGGCUUUGUGAACAAUUUAAUGACCAGUGUCUUGAUUUGAUUAUGAGAGCUUCUAAUUUGAAAAUGCUUGUCAAAGCUGUCAAUUUCUUUUCACCCAAGCAAAAAGUGAUUUAAAGUCAACCUGCAAAUUUA
Tetranychus urticae (two-spotted spider mite) is the source of this 1659-nucleotide messenger RNA. Its product is annotated as retinol dehydrogenase 7. Gene Ontology annotation, molecular function: oxidoreductase activity. The record is from RefSeq and is a predicted model, not a curated record. Lineage: Eukaryota; Metazoa; Arthropoda; Arachnida; Trombidiformes; Tetranychidae. Gene Ontology annotation, biological process: steroid metabolic process. Gene Ontology annotation, cellular component: intracellular membrane-bounded organelle.